AAAUAUUGUUCUUGAAGAAGUCAAUAUGAAUCGGUUGUUAUUUUUUUUCCUUCUACUUGGUGGGGUUGUACUUGUGCUAUCCCACGAAAAAAAAGACAGAUCGCAUAUACCACAAUAUACUUCAAAAUACGAUAAUAUAGAUAUUGACGCGAUUCUGAAUAACGACAGAAUUUUCAAGAACUACAUCGAUUGUUGUUUGGGAAAAGGAAGGUGUACCCCUGAUGGUCAAGAACUGAAAAGUCAUAUAAGAGAUGCAAUGGAACACGAAUGUGAUAAAUGCAGCGAACUUCACAAGAAAACAAUGAAAAAAAUUGGUAAAAAACUCUACAGGGAGAAGCCUGAAUGGUGGAAAGAACUUUGUGACCAUUUCGACCCAGACCAUAAAUACAGGACAAGAUACCAAAAAUUCAUCGACGAUGCUUUAGCUGAGAAAGACUAGAUUUCUGAAGGUGAUUCAAAAAUUGUAGAAUAAGAUCAUUUUUGCUUUUUCUGUGAAAUUUAAUUGAACUGUGAAUUAAUGAAUACAUUAAACUCCUUUGAAUAAAUUGGAAAUUGAUAA
Molecule: messenger RNA, 559 nt
Organism: Leptinotarsa decemlineata (Colorado potato beetle)
Lineage: Eukaryota; Metazoa; Arthropoda; Insecta; Coleoptera; Chrysomelidae
Source: RefSeq, a predicted model, not a curated record